AUGAGGCGCGUCUGUACGGAGGUGUCCGUGGACUGCUGCGUCGGCUGUGGGCCGCUUAGUGUGACGUCACUAACACUGCUGGGCGGCCUUGUCAUCCCGGGGGUGUCGGUAGAGUCGACGCUGGAACAGCCGCGUCUCACUCCCGCGAGUGGAGUGGCAUCCGCGAGUGCAGCCACGCAGCACACGGAGCAGCCCACAGACUCCUCCUCGCCACACGGAGACGGCGAAGAUGGUCUCCAGCUUUUACCGGGACUCGUGGCACAAGCUUCUGCCACGGAGCUACCUGCUUCAGACGCGGAGGUGGAGCUCGUGCAACAAGAACAAGAGAAGGAACAGCCGACCUCACGGAAACGCGCGCAGUCGGACGAUGUGCGGCCCAAAGAUACCGGAAGAACGCCAGCACAACGCCGCCCUCGCCUCCGAAGACAGCGAGCAGAGGCACACACGUCAGGAAGACGGAUGCCGACGGCUUCACCAAAUCCACUAAAACGGCAAAAGCCGUGCCACAAUAAGGACCAGCACCCGCCGGAGUCGCUGAGAGCAACUCACAAGACGAAGAUAAUGUGCUCCUUCCUCCACAACAGCGCUCUCUACGCAGGCCGAGGUCAGGCCCCGCACAGGCAAGCCACACCCGUAACCCCUGCGGCCGCCAACAAUGGAAGACAAGCUCCGCCCAUUGCUACGCCUCGAGCACGACGACCUCCUACCGCCAGCCUCGCAACUAGCCAGCGGCAGGAAGCCCUCCCCACCACGCCGCAGCGCGGCCAGAUAGCUCCGCCUCCAGCGCCACUGUCGUGCACCGAGAACCAACCAGAACCGCCGGCGUCCUACUCAGCCAGCAUGGCCGACUUCUCACGGCCAAGAUGGCGGCCAGAUAGUUCCGCCUCCAGCGCCACAGUCGUGUACCGAGAACCAAUCAGCACCGCCUGGGCCUACACAGCCAGCAUGGCCGACUUCUCACAGCCAAGAUGGCGGCAGCCCAACAGACUCGACGCGGCGCCCCGCCAUGUUGUCGGCGACCGACAAAUUGGCGCACACUCAAGGCGCGACCAGGUGGCCCCGCCUCCAGCGCCACAGGCAGGUUCAGUCAGCCAACCAGUGCCACCCGAGCCCGCCCCAGCCGACCCGUCGCGAGGAAGGUGGCGGCUUCCAGUUGAGGCUGCAUACGAAAUACCUGAAGUUGCUGCUCCAAUUGAAAAUAUUCAGCCUGUUUCAAGCCAAAUUAAUGUUACUGCAACUGCUGGAAAGUCUGUAACCAUUCCAAAAUGUCCAACACCAGAACACAUUGUACUGGUUCCCUCUUGCAGUGGCCUCCAUUCAAAAAAAGAAGAGCCGAAAGUAUGGUAA
This is a messenger RNA of Schistocerca serialis cubense, 1347 nucleotides long. Its product is annotated as serine/arginine repetitive matrix protein 1-like. The record is from RefSeq and is a predicted model, not a curated record. The transcript is spliced from 4 exons. Bases 1 to 1347 code for a protein of 448 amino acids. Lineage: Eukaryota; Metazoa; Arthropoda; Insecta; Orthoptera; Acrididae.